Messenger RNA from Neoarius graeffei (lesser salmon catfish), 1416 nucleotides. It is a transcript of the gene foxn4, whose product is annotated as forkhead box N4. Bases 1 to 1416 code for a protein of 471 amino acids. The transcript has 9 exons. Gene Ontology annotation, biological process: regulation of transcription by RNA polymerase II. The record is from RefSeq and is a predicted model, not a curated record. Lineage: Eukaryota; Metazoa; Chordata; Actinopteri; Siluriformes; Ariidae. Gene Ontology annotation, molecular function: transcription cis-regulatory region binding; DNA-binding transcription factor activity, RNA polymerase II-specific.
AUGAUUGAAGCUGGUUGUACAGACAGGAUGUCAGGACUGACGACAAAUUCAGGACCUAAUCAGAACUCCGCGCAGGACUACAGGCUUCUGACCUCAGAUGCGUCCGAGCUGUGUAAGUUUGACCCCGGUGACCUCCAGUCUCUGACCUGGCUGACCUCAGUGGACGUCCCUCGUCUGCAGCAGCUCCGCUCAGGCAGAGCCGAGUUCAGCAUGAGCACUCAGGACCAACUGAACACAGCAGCUCAGCUGAGUAACAUGAGCGCGGCUGGAGGAGGGACGUCCAUGAUCCAUCUACAGAGUAACAUGCAGCACAGCCCUCUGGGAAUCAACAGCAUGCCGCAGUUUUCUCCCAGUUUUCCGUGUCCUGCCUCGGUCUAUCAGACCUCCUCUCAGCAGGUGAUGACUUUCUCCCAGUCCAACCAGCAGUGUUCUCCUGGAGGACUGUACAGCAACUUCAACAACCAGAGUUUAUUCACACAGCAGCAGAUCCACACUCCACACAGCCAGGAGACGCAACCCAAAACCUUCCCCAAACCCAUCUACUCCUACAGCUGCCUGAUUGCUAUGGCUCUGAAGAACAGUAAAACAGGCAGUCUCCCAGUCAGCGAGAUCUACAGCUUCAUGAAGGAACACUUCCCCUACUUUAAGACGGCACCGGACGGCUGGAAGAACUCCGUGCGGCACAACCUGUCUCUGAAUAAAUGUUUCGAGAAAGUGGAGAACAAGAUGAGCGGCUCAUCGAGGAAGGGCUGCCUGUGGGCUCUCAACCCAGCCAAGAUCGACAAGAUGGAGGAGGAGAUGCAGAAGUGGAAGCGUAAAGACCUAACGGCCAUCCGACGCAGCAUGGCCAACCCAGAUGAAUUAGACAAGCUGAUCACAGAUCGGCCAGAGAGCUGCAGGCGGAAACCGCUGGAUCCUCAGCUUCCUCCUCCUCAGCCGGUUUUGUCUCUGCAGUGUCUUACUGUUCACCAUCAGCUCCAGCUGCAGCUCCACACUCAGCCCCGGAUAGCACCAACAUCUCCGGCUCCUGCUCAAACACCACCACUCCACCCUGUACCUGAGCUCGUCAAACAACCACAACAACCACCACCACCACCAGCGGAGAUCUUCAGUGUCCACAGUGAUGUCCACUCUGAGGUGGAUGCUCUGGACCCCAGCAUCAUGGAUUUCGCUUUGCAAGGAAACCUGUGGGACGAGAUGAAGGAUGACAGCUUUAACCUGGAGGCCCUGGGCUCGUUCAGUAACUCCCCCCUGCGUCUCUCUGACUGUGAUCUGGAGGGUGUGAGCACAACACCAGUGUCCAGUGCUGCUGAAAUUCCCUUCUCGGGCGUUUACACAUCUUACAGCACGGUGGAUGGAUUCUCCAACCAGUACAUCAGCACACAAGGCAGCAGCAAACCCAUUGUCCUGCAUUAA